Annulohypoxylon truncatum is the source of this 2523-nucleotide messenger RNA. RefSeq lists its product as uncharacterized. The record is from RefSeq and is a predicted model, not a curated record. Gene Ontology annotation, biological process: regulation of DNA-templated transcription. Gene Ontology annotation, cellular component: nucleus; chromatin. NCBI's taxonomy places the organism in Eukaryota, Fungi, Ascomycota, Sordariomycetes, Xylariales, Hypoxylaceae. The transcript is spliced from 2 exons. The coding region runs from base 196 to 2262 and encodes 688 amino acids. Gene Ontology annotation, molecular function: DNA binding.
UAUUCAUAGAUCCCUAGAUUCACGAUGAACGAGCCUCAAUCUUAACUUCAUUGUGGAUGGUCCUAUAUAUAACUAUCUUGGUAUAUCGGUAUUGUUCGCUACGUUGUUGCUCUUCUGAUACCAUAACUCUUAUUUUCCUCGGUGCCCGAUUUAUACACGCAUAAGUCGCGUCGGAACGCGUCAAGUGGCUGAAUUAUGGCGUCUCGUCGGGUAAUUGCAGACUCUGACGACGAAGAUGGCGACGACCGUCCAUUGACUCCUCUCAGAGAAGACGCGGAAAUCCCACCGGAGAUAGAGCCAUUGAGCCCUCAGUUACCAGAUACUCAGAAGCCGAUAUCUGAUACUACGGAUCAGUCAUUCUUCGCCAGUGUCUAUGAUGAGCAGCAGAGCAGGGCAUUUGAACAAUCUCAACUUAUCGAGCAAAUUGUCCGCCAGAGUCAAAAGGCAAGCGGAGGUAGUGACGUAUCGCACCCGGCCAAAGGCAUAGCUAAAAAGCCCGAUGCUUCUUCCGCUUCUGAUGUCACGACGUCGGUGGCCUUGGACAAUCUAGGAAAUCAAUCGUCACUUUUUAAUGGUGCAUCCGGCGACAUGUCACCGCGAAAAAGUACUCCUGGAGAAUGGGAUGUACCUAGUAGUGCCGAGAAUGCAACGACAUCAAAACCUGCUAAAAGCUCAAAGGGGAAGGACAAGUCGUAUGGAAAACAGAAAAGAACUCCAUCAAAAUUUACGGGGAGUUCUGCUACGGCGAAGAUGUUCAUGGGAAAUGAUCCUGCACAUGGAGCCCAUCCUACAAAUAAUGAAGAUGAAUUAUCACCACGGUCGGCAACGAAGCGGAGGAAGGUUUCACUUCAUGACUCCGUGCUUCAGGAUAUGCCCGCCCCCGCGAAUUUUUACAUUGCCCAGAGCAAUCUCACUACCAUGCAGAAGCUCGAGUAUCAGAGGGUCAACGUGUCACAGAAUGUCUACUCUGGUUUACCCGUGACGCUCCCCAAUCCAAAGUCAAGCGGUGUAUCGACAGUUGCGUAUUCGACGCCGAGCCGAUACGCGUCUUCUGGACCACCACUUCCGUGGGAAAGAAGUCCUAUAGCUAAUACUCAACCUGCCGAAAUCCCUGAUGUCAUAAACAUAGCAUCUUCUCCGGAUGUAAUUGCCGCUGAUCACCAUAGAAACGCUCCAAUGGCAGAUAUGGGUCCACCGUACAUAUCUACACAUACAGUGGCCCGUGAAGUUGAUGCGCGGGUUGGUGGCUCUACAAUGGGUGACCUACCGAAUAAGAAGAGGAAGAGGCCUAAGGAUAUACAGGAUGAAGACGAGCUCGUACAGGAUCAAUCAUGGGACCUUAAUACCGACAAUAGCAAGCAAGACAACCACAAGCGCCAGCGUCAUAAUGAACACUGGGUUUAUUCGCCUAGUCUAAAUGAAGACGACGGAGAAAUCGAACUCAUUUCACGUCCCCAUGAGGAACUGCCUCCUCGGGAAAUGGAGUGCGAAGAACUGCCAGGAGAAGACAUAUACAAGAUCGAUGAGCCUAAGCCCGAAACAUCAGCGACAGAACCAUAUAUUCCUGCUCUUGCGCCCGAACCCAUCCAGUUGGAAGCCCAACCGAAACCGGCUCCCCAGCCGAAGAAACGUGGGCGUAAGAAAAAACAGCCUACAAACGAGCAAACCAAUCAGGUUGAGCUUCCUGUUCAGAACCAAGCUACCGAUCAAGACCCAAACACCGCUGCCAAAGCCUCCGAGGAUCCAGCUGAGCCAGUAAAAGCUAAGAAGGGAAGAGGUCGGCCUCGGAAGUCAGAGCUGGCGAAGACCAAAAUUCCAGUCGCUCCAGUCGCUUCAGAACCUGAACCUAUCGUUUCACCUAAGACUCCCGGAAAUGACGUUGAGAGUGAAGAAUCCACUUCGGAAAGGACUGGGACGACUAAGAAGCCGAAAAAUAAAGAGCAGGCUCAGAAGCAGGAGGGGGGAAAUGUAUCAAUAAAUGAGCCAACCGCGAACGAGAAUGGAGACAGAGAUGCGUCCCCCUUGAAGGAAAUCAGUAGCAACACUAGGACACAAUCCCAAAAAUCCAUGUCAACAGAAGCCGUACAUGCAAAACCUGCCACCGAAUCGCCAGCCAGUCCAAAUAUACCUCCUAAAUCUCAGGAGAAAGCGCAUGCAAUCCCCAAACCCACGCCCACGGCCUCCCAACCCAAAGUACCGUAUCGGGUCGGGCUCAGCAAACGGACAAGGAUAGCCUCGCUAUUAAAGGUUAUCAAAAGAUAGGAUAAUCGAAUCAAUCUGAAUCCGCACAAGAAGUAACCCUUGCUGUCGUGAGGAAUGGGACCGUUCGCCAAACGUUAUAUAAAUCUUCAACACGUAUCUUCCCGUAUAAUGUACGGUGUUUAUAAUGUGAACAACAUCGAGGGAGAAACUUAAGCUGACCAAAGACGGAUAUUCCGCCCUUUCCCGUGGCUUCUUCUGGCAUGUUAUGCACCUAUUUAGUUGAUGCCGACUUACGAGGGCGUGCAACAGAUUGGGUGGGCA